GUCGGAAGUGCGGGCGCCGGAACAGGCCUACGGCUGAGUUGAGACGCUCCCGCGAGGGGACCUACGGAACGAACCUGCAGCCUGCAGCGCGGGGCCCUCGCCCGCACGUCGCGUUCCAGCCGAGCCAGACGCGCCGUCAUGAGGCCAGCGCGGCGGCGUUCCGCACAGCACUAUAAGAUUGAUAUUAAAGACAUGGUUUUCACCCCUCUUCAUCCACGCACAUAAGUUAUCUCCUCUUUUUGGACCCCUAUUUUAUACCACAAUGCAACAAGCUUUAGAACUAGCUUUGGAUCGUGCUGAGUAUGUCAUUGAAAGUGCCCGACAGAGACCUCCUAAAAGGAAAUACCUGUCUAGUGGAAGAAAAUCUGUAUUUCAAAAACUUUAUGACUUAUAUAUUGAAGAAUGUGAAAAAGAGCCUGAAGUUAAGAAAUUAAGAAGAAAUGUGAAUUUGUUAGAGAAGCUUGUUAUGCAAGAGACAUUGUCCUGUUUAGUGGUCAACCUAUACCCAGGAAAUGAGGGAUAUUCUCUGAUGCUCAGGGGAAAAAAUGGAUCAGAUUCUGAGACCAUUCGACUGCCUUAUGAAGAAGGAGAAUUGCUUGAAUACUUGGAUGCAGAAGAAUUACCUCCUAUUUUGGUUGAUCUCCUAGAAAAAUCUCAGGUUAAUAUUUUUCAUUGUGGAUGUGUCAUAGCAGAAAUACGUGACUACAGGCAGUCCAGUAAUAUGAAGUCUCCUGGUUACCAAAGUAGGCAUAUUCUCUUACGACCAACAAUGCAGACUUUGAUCUGUGAUGUACAUUCAAUAACAAGCGAUAACCACAAAUGGACCCAGGAAGAUAAACUUUUGCUUGAGAGCCAACUGAUCCUAGCUACAGCAGAACCAUUGUGUCUUGAUCCUUCUAUAGCAGUAACCUGCACUGCAAACAGACUGCUUUAUAAUAAGCAAAAGAUGAACACGCGCCCAAUGAAACGGUGUUUCAAGAGGUAUUCCAGGUCUUCUCUGAACCGGCAACAGGAUCUGUCUCAUUGUCCGCCUCCUCCACAGCUAAAAUUACUUGAUUUCUUACAAAAAAGGAAGGAAAGAAAAGCAGGUCAACAUUAUGACCUCAAGAUAUCCAAAGCAGGAAAUUGUGUAGAUAUGUGGAAGCGGAGUCCCUGUAAUUUGGCCAUACCUUCUGAAGUGGAUGUGGAGAAAUACGCUAAAGUGGAAAAGUCCAUCAAAUCUGAUGACUCACAACCAACAGUCUGGCCAGCCCAUGAUGUAAAAGAUGAUUAUGUAUUUGAAUGUGAAGCUGGUAAUCAGUAUCAGAAAACAAAGCUGACCAUUUUGCAGUCACUUGGUGAUCCACUUUACUAUGGUAAAAUACAGCCAUGUAAAGAAGAUGAAGAAAAUGACAGCCAGGUGUCUCCAUCCCAGUUUAUUAUUGGAUCAAAGACUGAUGCUGAGAGGGUAGUCAAUCAAUACCAGGAAUUGGUCCAGAAUGAAGCCAAAUGCCCAGUCAAAAUGUCACACAGCUCCAGUGGCUCAGCCAGCUUGAGUCAGCUUUCUCCAGGGAAAGAAACAGAACAGCCCGAGACUGUGUCAGUUCAGUCAUCAGUAUUGGGAAAGGGAGUAAAACAUCGACCUCCACCCAUCAAACUUCCCUCAAGCUCAGGAAGUAGUUCUUCAGGUAACUAUUUUACACCACAGCAGGCCAGCAGCUUUCUUAAAUCUCCAACUCCUCCUCCUGCUUCCAAGCCACCAAGUCUUUCUCGGAAGUCAUCUGUGGAUCUCAAUCAAGUUAGCAUGCUUUCUCCAGCUGCCCUGUCACCUGCCAGCUCAUCACAAAGAUCUGGAACUCCUAAGCCAUCUACUCCUACACCAACCCCUUCAUCGACCCCACACCCUCCUGAUGCUCAGAGCUCAACUCCUAUUACCCCUUCAGCCACCCUUACUCCCCAAGAUUCAGGCUUCACCCCUCAGCCCACUUUGUUAACUCAGUUUGCUCAGCAGCAAAGGUCUCUGAGCCAGGCAAUGCCUGUAACGACCAUUCCUCUUUCCACCAUGGUAACAUCCAUAACUACAGGAACCACGGCCACCCAGGUCAUGGCAAACUCUGCUGGACUUAACUUCAUCAAUGUAGUGGGCUCUGUUUGUGGAGCUCAGGCUUUGAUGAGUGGUUCAAACCCUAUGCUGGGCUGUAACACUGGUGCCAUAACUCCUGCAGGAAUAAACCUGAGUGGCCUUCUACCCUCAGGCGGUCUGCUACCAAAUGCAUUGCCCGGUGCAAUGCAGGCAGCUUCUCAAGCAGGUGUUCCAUUUGGUUUAAAAAAUACUUCAAAUCUCAGGCCCUUAAAUCUACUCCAGCUUCCAGGUGGUUCACUCAUUUUUAACACUCUACAGCAGCAACAGCAGCAGCUCUCUCAGUUUACACCACAGCAGCCUCAGCAACCUACAACUUCUAGUCCACAACAGCCAGGGGAUCAGGGUUCUGAACAAGGUUCAGCCAGUCAAGAACAGGCCUUAUCUGCUCAGCACGCUGCUGUUAUUAACCUUGCUGGAGUGGGAAGUUUUAUGCAAUCACAGGCAGCUGCAGUUGCGAUUCUUGCAGCAUCAAAUGGCUAUGGCAGCAGCAGCAGCACAAACAGCUCAGCUACAUCGUCAUCGGCAUACAGGCAGCCAGUCAAAAAGUAAAAUGAAGAGAGGCACGCCAACCACUCCAAAAUUCUGAGUCUUGCUUUUCUUUUUUUUUUUUCUCUUUUUAAAACCAUAAGAGCAUUGAAUCAAAGGAUUCUGAGUUUCUACUUCAUUUUUUGGUUUUGUUUUUUUAAAUGUGUCAGUAUUUUACAUUGCUAGAUGUACAAACUUUAUACAAAAGCACAACCCUAUGAUUUUUAAUUAAAAACAGGGAGAUGGUUUAACAAACCAUUAGGGUUGGUUUGCCUAAGUCAUUGCUUUUUAAAAAUGGUUUCACUGUACAUACUACAUAUGGAAGUGACCUAAGAAAUACUAGAAACAUCUUUCUGAAGAAUGUAGUUUGAUAUUUAUUUAGUAUAAAAGGUUUGUGC
Molecule: messenger RNA, 3045 nt
Organism: Zalophus californianus (California sea lion)
Lineage: Eukaryota; Metazoa; Chordata; Mammalia; Carnivora; Otariidae
Gene: SUPT20H
Product: SPT20 homolog, SAGA complex component
Exons: 24
Coding region: 263-2671 (802 amino acids)
Biological process (GO): regulation of transcription by RNA polymerase II
Cellular component (GO): SAGA complex
Molecular function (GO): transcription coregulator activity
Source: RefSeq, a predicted model, not a curated record